Messenger RNA from Cordyceps fumosorosea ARSEF 2679, 495 nucleotides. RefSeq names its product DASH complex, subunit Spc19. NCBI's taxonomy places the organism in Eukaryota, Fungi, Ascomycota, Sordariomycetes, Hypocreales, Cordycipitaceae. The record is from RefSeq and is a predicted model, not a curated record. The transcript has 2 exons. The coding region runs from base 1 to 495 and encodes 164 amino acids. Gene Ontology annotation, cellular component: spindle microtubule; DASH complex. Gene Ontology annotation, biological process: attachment of spindle microtubules to kinetochore.
AUGGCCUCGUCCGCCUCUUACGCAGAUUGCGUCUCGUCGCUACGAACCUCGCUCAAAUUCCUUGAGUCAUCUGUUGAGACUCUCGACGAGGGUGUCUCUGACUUUCCGCGCCUGGUCAACGUUCUCAAGUCUGUCCGGCAUUAUGAGCUUGUCCCUCAGCCAAAAUUGGCGGCAGCAGAGGCCUCCUUGCGAGAUGAGAUUGGCCCCUACAUUGCCUUUCUGCUCUCCCGCGCUGACGCACAGACGGAGCGGCAAGAGCGCCGCAUCGAGACGCUCAAGGCCCGGUCAGACCUGCAGCAGGGCCGAAUCGCGAAGCCUGAGGAUGGUGCCGCGGCUGCAGCGCGGCAAAGGAGAAGCCGCGCGUUGAGUUCGGAGGACAAGCUGCGCGCACGCGCUAUCCGACAGCGCAAGGAAGCUCUGCGCUACGGUGUCGAGCGCCUUGAGCUAGAGGUUCUGCAAAAGGAGAGGGAGUUACGUAGGAGACUGGAAAGCUAA